Messenger RNA from Pistacia vera, 1155 nucleotides. RefSeq names its product receptor-like serine/threonine-protein kinase SD1-6. Gene Ontology annotation, molecular function: ATP binding; protein kinase activity. NCBI's taxonomy places the organism in Eukaryota, Viridiplantae, Streptophyta, Magnoliopsida, Sapindales, Anacardiaceae. The record is from RefSeq and is a predicted model, not a curated record. Gene Ontology annotation, biological process: protein phosphorylation. The coding region runs from base 1 to 1155 and encodes 384 amino acids. The transcript is spliced from 7 exons.
AUGUACAAUGAAACCUAUGUGGUGAACUGCUUCACAAUCGGGACAGAGUGGAUUGCUUUUGAUGAUACUUUAUGUGCUGAUGAGGAAGACAAUAUAAAUGGACAUACUAAGUUGCAGUUGUUAGUGAUAAUUUGGACUACAACUGCAUCUGUUAUUCUUCUUCUAGCCAUUGUGCUAUACUGUUACUGGAUAAGAAAGCUCAAAUUAAAAGCUGUUGGAGAUUUUCAUCACAAUGUUCCUAAUCUGAAAGAAUAUACUUCAGCUGAGAUUGAGGGAGCUACAAAUAAUUUUUCAAUUGAAAAUAAGCUCGGGGAGCGUGGAUAUGGCCCUGUUUACAAGGCCACUCGACUAGAUGGACAGAUAAUAGCAGUCAAGAAUCUUGCAAAAACAUCAACACAAGGAUUUGAGGAAUUCAAGAAUGAGGUUUCUCUAACUGUGAAGCUCCAACAUAUCCCAUUAGACACUUUCAACUUGGAUUGGAAAAAACGUGUGGAUAUCAUUGAAGGGAUUAUUCAAGGACUCUUAUAUCUACAAGAAUAUUCAAGAUGGACUAUCAUUCAUCAAGAUUUAAAAGUUAGUAAUGUUUUAUUGGAUAAAAAUAUAAAGCCAAAAAUUUCAAAUUUUGGCAUGGCUAGAAUAUUUGUAAAAGAUGAUGUUGAAGCAAACACAGAAAGGAUUGUUGGAACAAUGGGCUAUAUUUCUCCUAAAUAUGUUAGAAGAGGCACAUACUCUACUAAAUCAUAUGUUUACAGUUUUGGCGUUUUACUUCUACAAAUUAUAAGUGGCAAGAGAGUGAUUGCCAGUUUAUAUGGAGUGAAUGAAAAUUUAAGCCUUCUAGAGCAUGCUUAUCAACUUUGGAAAAGUGGAAAAGGCACAGAAUUUAUGGAUCCGUCACUGGAUGAUACACAAUCUUCGUGUAAGUUAAUGAGAUGCUUGCAAAUAACUUUGUUAUGUGUCCAAGAAAACCGAAAUGAUAGACCAUCUACGUUGGAAGUUUCUUCGUUGUUCAAAAAUGAAACCACUAGUACACUAAAUCCCAAAGCGCUUGCUUUCUUGAAACAAAAUGAUGAUGAAGACGAUCAAAAUAAUUUUAUUAUACCACCAGCAAUUUGCUUAGUUAAUGAAGUUACACUUUUAGAAGUGGUAGCUAGAUGA